AUGGCCCGCCUGAUCGCCUACCAUGGUAUGGCCGACGACAUCGGCGACAUCAACACGGCCAACGAGGUCUACAAGGACAUCGGCGCCAUCGAGUGCACCGACAUGAUGCAGGAGCUGAUGAAACGAUUCAACGCGUCGACGAUCCAUGCAGUCAAGCGUGCACAUGUCAGCCUGGGUCACCCUUCGAACGCAGCGCUGGCGGUCGCCACGCAGCACGCGGGUGCCCCGGCAGAGUGGAUCCAGUGCGCCAGGCUCGUGCAGUGUGAGAUCUGUCUAGGCAGAGGCCCAGAGCGGUUCAACGAGGUGGUCUGCCCCGACGUCUACUACAUCACGUGGACGAGGAAGGAGAGGGAGAUCCUGGCCAUUAUGAACGAGUUCACACGCUACCAAGUUGACUAUCCGAUCUCGCAAGAGACGCUUCUGAAGGAAUCGAAACUAUGGGAGAAGCCGUGGAUAGCCAGCAAGCCUGAGACGAUGCGCAUGGAGAUGGGAGGCUCGCAGACGGCCAAGCGCACGCGCGACUGGAUGAGCAAGCGCGGCAUCAAGCUCGACCUGGCCCCGAAGGGUGCGCGCCACAGGGGGCAGCUCAGCAAGCGCCAUCUGCAGUUCGCCGAGGACUUGCUCAAGACCGCCCUCAGGAUGACCACCAGCCAGCGGAACGCCCUGAAGAACGUGCACGGGUUCUCGCCCGCGGCGCUGAUCUUGGGGACGCAGCCCAAGAUUCCUGGCGCCCUCUGCGACCGGGACUUCGGCCUGUCAGAGCAGGCCGCGCUGGUCGACACCAAGGGCGAGGUGCACGAGAUGAUGAUCAGGAGAACGGCUGCCGCGACGGCCAUCAUCGAUGCCAACUGCUCGCGCGGCGUGCGAGCGGCGCUGCUGGCGCGUAGCAGGCCAACGAGGAGAAACUACGAGAUCGGCGAGUGGGUCUACUUCUGGCGACCUGAGCAGACGCAGGGCUGGAGAAGUGCCGCUGGCGCGGCCCAGCUCUGGCGGCAGCAGUGGAGGCAAAGGUCAACUAG
Prorocentrum cordatum is the source of this 1019-nucleotide messenger RNA. The record is from the annotation of a GenBank genome assembly. Lineage: Eukaryota; Dinophyceae; Prorocentrales; Prorocentraceae.